Pogona vitticeps (central bearded dragon) is the source of this 3464-nucleotide messenger RNA. RefSeq names its product golgi associated PDZ and coiled-coil motif containing (gene GOPC). Lineage: Eukaryota; Metazoa; Chordata; Lepidosauria; Squamata; Agamidae. Gene Ontology annotation, molecular function: transmembrane transporter binding. The record is from RefSeq and is a predicted model, not a curated record. Gene Ontology annotation, biological process: negative regulation of protein localization to cell surface. Gene Ontology annotation, cellular component: membrane; trans-Golgi network transport vesicle; Golgi apparatus.
AUGGUUACCAAAGCUGACAUUAUUGGAAGCACACUAGGCCUGUCGAUGUUCCGGUGGCUGGAGGUGCUGGAGAAGGAGUUCGACAAGGCCUUCGUGGACGUGGACCUGCUCUUGGGCGAGAUCGACCCGGACCAGGCAGACAUCACUUACGAGGGGAGGCAGAAGAUGACCAGCCUCAGCUCCUGCUUCGCGCAGCUCUGCCACAAGGCGCAGACCGUCUCCCAGAUCAACCACAAGCUGGAGGCUCAACUAGUGGACCUGAAAUCGGAACUGACAGAAACACGGGCUGAGAAAGCAGUAUUAGAAAAGGAGGUGCAUGACCAGCUACUGCAACUGCAUGCUAUUCAGCUUCAACUCCAUGCCAAGACCGGUCAGAAUGUUGACUCAGGUGCAAUAAAGGCAAAAUUGGAGAGAGAACUUGAAGCCAACAAGAAAGAAAAAGUAAAAGAAGCUCAGCUUGAGGCUGAAGUGAAGCUACUUAGGAAGGAGAACGAGGCACUUCGUCGACACAUAGCCGUGCUCCAAGCUGAAGUAUAUGGGGCAAGACUUGCAGCCAAAUACUUAGAUAAAGAGCUAGCAGGAAGGGUUCAGCAGAUUCAAUUGCUAGGUAGAGAUAUGAAAGGACCUGCUCAUGAUAAACUCUGGAACCAACUUGAGGCUGAAAUCCACCUGCAUCGGCACAAAACAGUGAUCAGAGCAUGUCGUGGUCGCAAUGACCUAAAGCGACCCUUGCAGGCACCUCCAGGACAUAAUCCAGAUUCCCUAAAGAAGACCCAAGGUGUUGGUCCAAUCCGAAAAGUACUCUUGGUUAAAGAAGAUCAUGAAGGACUGGGCAUUUCAAUUACCGGUGGAAAGGAACAUGGCGUUCCCAUCUUAAUCUCUGAAAUUCACCCUGGUCAGCCUGCUGACCGUUGUGGAGGUCUGCACGUUGGAGAUGCCAUCCUGGCAGUAAAUGGAGUUAAUUUGAGGGAUGCCAAACAUAAAGAAGCAGUCACCAUUCUUUCCCAGCAGAGAGGAGAAAUUGAAUUUGAAGUUGUAUAUGUUGCUCCAGAAGUAGACUCAGAUGAUGAAAAUGUAGAAUAUGAAGAUGAGAGUGGGCAUCGUUAUCGUUUGUAUCUUGAUGAAUUGGAGGAAGGAGGAAACUCUGCUUCUUGUCGAAAAGAUGGAAGUGGAGAUGUCAAGCCUUUGCAGGUGUUUGAUAAGAAAGCAAGUAUUGAUGGUCAUGAAAAUGGAGAUCUAGGAAAUUCUGUGGAAACUGAAGAGACUGUAUCUAAACUAGCACAUUCUGCUGAGAGCUUAGCUUAAAAUCCCAACCUCCCAAUUCAUCAGUGGGAUCAAUCUUUUCCACAAAAUGAGUUGUGUAGACUGUUUUGUUCCAUGGUAUAACUGUCAUAGAGAGAUGCAAAGAAGGACUGCUAAAAGGUAAAAGGAAGCUGUGUUAGUAUUGCCUGGAAAAAUAACCCUAAUCUUUUGGUUACCUCAGGGCUUCAUUAUGAGCAACUCUAAAUGUGUAAAUUUCCCACUUUUCUAAGAUAUUGCAUGUCAGGCGAAUUUCCAUGAACUGUAAACACCAAAGCAUGUUGUUUCCAAAUGAUUUUCUUUUCUUUAACUUUGGAUGAUGUUUGUGAUGCAAGGUCCAGAAUGACAGUGAAGAACAUGAACACUUGAUUCCUCUGACAAAUAGCAGCAUCAAAGCAUCCCAUUCGUUUGCUAGUGAAAUAGCCUUCAAAUAUCAUAUGGAAAGGGGGAGGGGAGCUGUUCAGUAAUGUAUGCCUACCUAGCUAGUUGUUUUAAAAUACACUUUGCAAAAAAGGUGAACAGCAAAAAGUCAUUUCAGAUUUUCACAGAAGGCAGUAAGUGUUUUGUAUUAAACAUCAUACAUAUGCAACGUGUUUAGUAAAAAUUGUGAGUUAAAUCUCUGGAUUGGGUCUUUGUAAUCUAUUAAGGAGAUGCGUGUCUCAUAUAUCUCCUUUAAUUUUAUUGCCAAUCAAUGCUGGAUUUGAUGUAUUCUCCAGGAAUAUUGAAAAAAGAAUACUUAAUUUUUAAAUGCAACAAUAAGUGUAAAAUUAGCUGCUGGAAUUAAGUCUGCCCUCAAGUGUUGUAUCAGCUUAACAUACAGUUGGUAUGAUUGGGUGUGUACCAUUUUGUCCAAGCUGAGGUAUGUUACAUUCUAAUACCUGUCUUUCCCAUUGCACAGUGCAUUAGUGCUGUCAUAUGUAAUGUUGUUUUAAAGAGCUUAGUGGACUUGGACUUCAGAAAGUCUGCAAACAUGGGGCUCAUGCUAAGUCUGGUAGCAUUGGAGCUCCUCAUCUGGCUUUUCCACCUGUGGGUGACUGGAAAAGUUGCUGGCGUUGAAGUAUAAAUGCCUUUUUGAAUAAAUUCUUAGUGGUAAUUCACAGGGAAUAUUCUUCAUAAGCACUUAUAAAGGCACUUUUUUUUUUUACUUCUCCCAUAACUUUUCCAGCAUGAUAAGAUGGGGGAAGGGCCCUACUGGAAAUGAUGACUACUGGACAUUCUUUUUAAAGCUUAUACCAGUUUGCAGGAAGGGGUUGUGCCGGCUUCUGCCUUUCAUUAAAAAGCGAGGGCUCGGAAGUUGGGAGAUUCUUUUAACCCUGGAGGGUUUCCACACAGGCCAGAGCACUGGUUUCUGGUUCUGGCUUUCUUGGAGAGCUCACAGGACUUGAGGACUUUCUUCUUCAGGCCUAUUGCUUUUUUCUAUGAGCAGAAUGAUGACAGAUGGGCCAAGAGGAAGAUGCCCCUGUUUGGAUUGUGUGGGUUUAGCCCUCAAAAAGAAUAUCUGAAGAUGGUCAUUGUGUAUCCUGAAUCCAUGGCUAAAUAGCUAUCCAACAGUUUCAUCACAAGAUUAAUCCUCCCACUAUUUCACCUACUUUUUGAAAAAAACUGACAGCACAAUUUACUGGUUUAAAACUCCUGCCAGUGGCACUAAUUGUAUGCGAUGCCAGUUGCCUGUAGGGUCUAGUCUUAUCAUUAACAGAGAACUACUAGUUUCUCGGAACAAGAAUGUAAUGACAUAGUGCUAUCAUCUGCUAGGAACCUAUUAAGACCUUUGGCAGUCCCUGCAGUUAGAGCCAUUGUGGGAGAAAUUCUCCAGCUAUAAUUGUGGGGCAGCAGUUAUUCAUUCCAGCCAUAAAUGUAAUUCCUGCCUUGCUGUCAGUGACUCAUACAUUGCUAUAUUAAAAGGGCCAUAAGACUUGGCCUUAAAUGAAUGAGAAACAGUUGCAUUCAGUAUAGGACUGUGCAGAAUCAGGCACCAAAUGUGUUAAAACUACAAUGGUCCUAGUACUUAUAAGAUAUUCUUAAAGAAUCCUAAAUAUUGUGAAAUAGUUAUACAUUUGUGGGCCCAAGGCAUUUUUGAAUGCAUUGACGCUGAGAUGGUGGUCUUGGAUAAGUUCAUCUACUGCUUUGUGUAUGUGUGUGUGUAUGUGCGUGUGUGUAUAAGUAAG